Molecule: messenger RNA, 1101 nt
Organism: Penicillium salamii
Lineage: Eukaryota; Fungi; Ascomycota; Eurotiomycetes; Eurotiales; Aspergillaceae
Source: the annotation of a GenBank genome assembly
AUGACACCCGGGAACUUUGGGGGACGGUUUCAGGAGUCAAACGCGACCUGCGUUCAUUGCUUCGAUCGCAAUAUGCUCAGCCAAUAUCCACCCCGACCGCGACUGACGCGACUGGACAGCAAGCACCGCUCAAGAUCCAGCGCCUCAUCCAUAUCCUCGGCAUCCAUGGCCUCACCCUCAAUUCAUCCCUCCGACCUGCGCGAAGAGAGCCAUCUCCAAGAUCUCGAACUGAUGAUGCAAUGGUGUACGGCAACCUACAAAACCAUGGCCCGCAAUCCUGCCUCUGAAACAAUCUGGCAAACCACCAUCCCCACCCUCUCCCUUCGCCAUCCACCCCUCCGUCAAGGUCUCCUCGCCCUCUCUGCCCUCCACCUAGCCUCAACCACCGUUUCCGCUCGCCGAUGGCAAUACCUCGAAACAGCUCGUGCCCAUCAGUCCCACGCGCUCGCUGCCCUCUCCACCACACCCCUCGAACAGGAGUCAGAUCCCAAUGUGACAUUCGCUCUGUGCUGUCUCAUGAUCGCGUUUGCGUUUGGAUACUGUGUCAUCGACGAGGAUGGCGAACUGGACAGCCUGGAGGAAUUCCUAGAAGUUCUGCAGCUCACCCGCUGGCUGGUCAGCAUCAUCAUACCCAUCCUGGAUCGCAUCGCUACUGGCGAUCUCAAUCCGCUCAUCAAGCCUGAAGACCCUCGACCCACGAUGCCUGACAUGUCUCGGCUAGUUGUGCUGGCGCUGCGUCGCCAAAAUGCACUGGAAGCGGUCCAGGAUGCGACGCAUGAUGAGUCCCUCUACGAGGCGGCGAUCGAACACCUGAGCAAUGCGCUGGAACGGUUGAUGAAAGGGGGUGAGCCCAAAGUCUUCGCGUUCUGUUGGUGUUUCCGAAUCCCCGCAGGAUUCUUGGACCUCCUGGAUGCGCGUCAGCCGUUCGCGCUGGUCGUGCUGGCUCACUAUGCGGUUGUGCUCCAUCAUCUGCGGGAUUCAUGGUGGAUGGGGGAUUGGGGGAUGCGGAUCCUGUCGCGGAUUGGGGACUCGGUACCGCCGGAAUGGAGGGCGCUUAUUGGAUGGCCGGUGGACGCGACAGGGUGUUUUAUUUCUCCAUGA